Brassica rapa (field mustard) is the source of this 3310-nucleotide messenger RNA. RefSeq names its product BTB/POZ domain-containing protein At3g50780. The record is from RefSeq and is a predicted model, not a curated record. Lineage: Eukaryota; Viridiplantae; Streptophyta; Magnoliopsida; Brassicales; Brassicaceae.
UGCCAUCAAAUCUUCUUUGUCACAUAUUUUCAUAUUUUUCUCAAAUGAUAAAAUAUAAACAGAACAUAAUAAUAUUCUCUUUUUUAUAAUGGGUGAGAAUAAGAAUAUUCUUAUUUCGUGAUUUAUUAAUUUUAGCUUUAAGCCUCUAACCAUGAAUACAAAUACAAUUAUACGAUGCAAAGUGCGAACGUCCUAUUUGAAAAUGGUUUUGUGACAAACCCUUGCUAAAAAAGAGAGAGGGUUUUGUGACAUAUAAUAACCUUAUCGGAUAUACAACUUCAGCAAUAUUUUUUCUUAAAAAAUUCAGCAAUAUAAGUGAUGUACGUAUGUAAAAUAAAUAAAAAGUAAAUUAUACAGUGUUAAAAUAUUGGUUGGUGGACAUUAUACAUCGCACUAGCAGCCACACAGUAUAAUAAUAAGAUCUAAUUCUAAAUUUAAAUGAUAGCGAACUCCCAGUAGUUCUUGUUCAACUAUAAAGGCAAGCCGAUACUCUAUGGCAUAGUAUGCGAAUAAACUAUGCAAAAUAAACUAACUACUCAACUAACCCCCUAAAUUUAUGGAGCUCACAAUCCAAAUAUGGAAUAUUUUAUAUUCUUCGAUUAAAAAGAAAACAAGGUUUUACGCUAUAAUAGCCUUUGGCAAAACAAAAAAGAAAGAAAACAGCUAUAACCUAUAAGGUUACAGUAAUUAAUGAACCUUGUUAACCAUAAACCAAUUUAAUAGUACAUGAUAGCAUGUGCAAUGGCAUAAUCUUCAAGAAAGUGAUGGUUUGUUUUGUAAGCAUCAUCGAGAAUCAAGAUUAACAAAUAAAGAGGACUGUAUCUGUCCCACAUGAACAUGAGCAAAACACACAACAACUUUUACUUUAAAUUUUGAUUAUUAUUAUCCUCCUCUUUUAAUCAAAAUUUUAAACAGCAAUAACGAUGUAGAGAGAGUGAGAGAGAAGAUGGCGUGGCUGUGUGGUCACAAUAGAAAACUGUUUUUAGAGAGAGAAAGAGAGAGAAUAUUUUUGGUGGAAGGCCCACAAACACAUGUAAUCAACAAAAUCAUGCGAUAAGAGAGAGAGAGAGAGAGAGAGAGAGAGAGAGAGAGAGAGAGAGAGAGAGAGGGAGUGAGGAGACAAAAGUAAAGUGAAGAUAAAGGAAUCGAGUUGGAGAGACAACCCAUUUGAUGCAUCUCUUUCUCGUCCUUUCUUGGCUUUACUCUCUUCUUUUUGAAAUUCCAUUGUUUACAGAUUAAAGCUUCCUUCUUUUUCAUUCUUCAAACACCAUUAUUACCUUCAAAUCAUUCAAUCUCUACUACACAGCUGCUUGUUCUAAUCUCUAGGGUUUAUAGUUCUUACUUAACCCCAAUCUCUGCAAUUGACUCUGUUUCUUAGAUUGUAUCCUUCUGGGUCCCUUUCUUGUUAAUGGUGUGAAAGCUUAAACCUUUCCUCUCUCUCUCACUCAACAAUGGCUGAGAUCAAGAAGAUAACAAAAGCAGAGCAGCAAGGACAAACCAAGAUCAGGAGUGUACCAGUAGCUGUAACUCCUGAAGGCUUCUGGUGUUGCCCUUCUCCCGUAGCUUUCCAAAAGACUCUCAAAUCUCACCACUCUCUCCACAAACCCAAACACUCUCCGACCGAGAAGAAGCCCGCCGAGAAGGAGAAGGAGAAGGAGAAGAGACCCUCCUCCACGACUAUUAGAUCCGUCAUCGCUUCAGACGAGCAGCAACAACAACAGAGCAACUCAGAAGAGACCACCCAUCACAGCAUCGCCGUCCCGGUGACGGUCCAAGAGCGUCCAGAGAGGCAAAAGGUCGAGACUUUACCGAGGAAAGUGGCCAUCGAGUUCGGCGAGCCAGGGAGCAGCGACGCUAAAGUGAUUCUGGUGGGGAAGCAAGGCUUCUGCGUGAAGCUGAGUGUUCACAAGAAGGUCCUUGUUGAUCACAGCAGCUUCUUCGCUAAGAAACUCUCCGAUAAAGACUCUGUUUUCGCCUGUCUUGAGAUCGAGAGCUGCGAAGACGCUGAGAUCUACGUCGAGACCGUUGGGCUCAUGUACUGUAAAGACAUGAAGCAAAGGCUUAUGAAACAGAACGUGAGCAGAGUCCUCCGUGUCCUUAACGUUGCGGAGCUUCUUGGUUUUGGUUCUUGUGUUCAGUCUUGUUUGGAUUAUUUAGAAGCUGUGCCUUGGGUUGGUGAAGAGGAAGAGGAGAAAGUGAUCUCUUCGAUACUUCGAUUAAAGACAGAAGGUGUUAGUGUUGUUACUACUCCUGUGUUAAAAAGAGUUGCUUCCUCUUCUGUGGAUCCGCCUAAAGAGACGCUCUCACGCAUCAUCGAGCUUGUGUUGAGAAGCAAAGAGGAGAAGAGCCGUCGCGAGAUGAAGUCUAUUGUUCUGAAGCUUCUCAGGGAGCAGAACGGGAACAAUGUAGCUGAGAAUUUCAACGAGACGAUCUACUCCUCUUGCCAGAGCUGCUUAGACUCGGUCUUGUCUCUGUUCAGACAAGACGAGAGUGAUGCUAAACAGAUAGGUGUGGAAGCUGAUAACCUCACGUGGCUGCUUGAUGUGUUGGCGGAAAGACAAGCAGCAGAGGAGUUUUCAGUCACGUGGGCUAACCAAAAGGAGCUCGCUUUGUUACACGAGAAGGUUCCUUUGGUGUCUCGUUACCAUAUAAGCCGUGUGACGUCUAGGCUCUUCGUAGGGAUAGGGAGAGGAGAGCUGCUGCCUUCGAAAGACACUAGGCUUUUGCUGUUGACCACGUGGCUGCAGCCUUUGUUCAAGGACUAUAACUGGCUGCAGCACGGUUGCAGAUCGUUCGAUGGGAAGCUUGUGGAGGAAGGGAUAGGGAGGACGAUACUGACGUUGCCGCUGGAAGAUCAGCAGAGGAUUUUGAUGUCUUGGCUUGGGAGCUUCUUGAAUGGUGGAGAUGGUUGUCCGAAUCUGCAGAGAGCUUUUGAGGUUUGGUGGAGGAGAUCGUUUGUUAGACCUUACUCAGAUCGUCAGGGUAGUGGGGUGUCUCAGACGGAUUCGACUUCAAAAGAGUGAUGGUUUUGUGAAGGCUGAGUAAAGCUUUGUUAGAUUUGUACAGUGAAUAACGUUAGCUGUGGAAACUGGAAAGUGUUUGGUUUUGCUGAUCUUUGAUUUCCGGUUUGGUUGGUUUCUGGUUUUGGUUUGGUUUAUAUCGUACCAUGGAGAGGUAAUGGCUUUAGUGGUUGAGUUUUUUUCUCUCUUGAUGUUUUUGUAUUUUUCCAUUUUUCAUGAAAGUAUAAUGUUACUGGAUGUAUAUUUCUGAUUACAAAAAAAAUAUAUUUCUGAUUCGAUUUCUAUACCAA